AUGCCAUGCGCUGGGUGCCCGUGUCCAGAGUCUAAGAGAAACUUAGAGCAUUUUGAAUAUCAAAGGCUCCUUCAGUUCUUGACUGGAUUAAAUGAAACAUACACUCAAGCCAGAAAUCAGAUCAUGAUGAUACAUCCAACUCCCUCCUUAAACAAGGCAUAUUCCUUGAUUAUUUAUCAAGAGAGUCAAAGGAGAAUUGCUAAUCUUACUCAAAUUGUUCAAACCUCUGAGCAUUUAGAAGGAGCUACUUUGUAUAGUAACAAUGGAGCGGGCUACACUGGAGACAAUCUCGAGUCUAAGAAGAAUCAGCUGCAAUGUGAGUACUGCCACUACAAAGACCAAACAAAGGAAAACUGCUUCAAGCUGAUUGGUUAUCCACCAGAUUUUAAGUCAAAAAGGAAAGGAAGUAAUUUAGGUAGUUAUGCAAACUAUACUUGUAAUUUUGAUGCUAACUCAACAACAGGAAACUAUGUGAGCAAACCUGCUCCACCACCUCCACUCCAGCCACAGCGACAAGGAAGGAAUGCUCCCAUAUCUGUUGGUACCUCUAUGGCACAACCAUCAGCUUCAUUCUUUACGCAGGAACAGUACCAACAGAUCAUCCAACUGCUAAGCAAGGGAUGCAAUGAAGGUUCAUCUGAGAAAUCUGCAACUGUAGCAGGUACUAUGAAAGCCUUAUUCACUUCAUGUAUUAAUAAAGAGUGGAUAGUAGAUACAGGAGCAACAGACCAUAUGAAAUCCACCUUAGAAGUGUUAAAAACUUUUAAGCAGAAACUUAUGUUUGAAAGGAGUAAAGUCCAUCUACCAACAGGUGAUGUAGCUUAUGUAUCUCAUAUAGGAAAAGCUUCUGUAUUUGAGGGUCAAAACAUAUCUAAUGUACUGUAUAUCCCAGAAUUUAAAUACAACCUAUUGUCUGUGUCUAAGCUGACAAAGGAGCUACAGUGUUCAGCCCUAUUCUUUCCUGACUUCUGUAUCUUCCAGGAUCUUUGCAGUGGUCAGGUGAAAGCGAUUGGUAAGGAGGAUCGUGGACUAUAUGUUCUGACGAAGAAUUUUGCACAGCAAGGUUCAGCAUUGAUAGGGAUUAAAAGUGCAGAAAAUAACAGUGUUGUACUGCUAGCAAUCAUUUUUCUCUUACUAGUUUACUUUGGCAUAGAAGGCAUUGAUCAUCAGAGUACUUGUGUGUACAUUCCUCAACAAAAUGAUAUUGUUGAGAGAAGGCAUAGGACAAUCUUAGACGUGGCCAGAUCACUCAGAUUUCAAGCAUCAAUACCUUUGAGGUUUUGGGGAGAGUAUGUCAACACUGUUGUGUACUUACUCAAGAGGCUUCCUUCCAAAGUCAUUGAAUACAAAUCGCCUUUUCAAAAGCUUUACUUGCACCCUCCUUCCUUGAAUCAUUUAAGAGUGUUUGGUUAUUUGAGCUAUGCAACCAGUCAUAAUAUACAUGACAAGUUCUCUUCCAGAGCAAUACCAUCUGUACUCAUGGGGGAGAUACUAGUUCCAGAAGAAGCUCAAGAACAACUACCUGACCUGCUUGGUGUUCCUGGUAAUUCUGAAGCACCAGAUCCACCACCAGUAGUCUAUGACUCCACAGAUGCUUCAGAGACUCAUAAUCUCAGAAGAUCACUCAGACACAAGGUUGUUGUUGAUCCAAAGUGGAUAAAAGCUAUGCAACUUGAGAUUGCAGCUUUAGAGGACAACCACACAUGGACAACUAUAGAUUUGCCACAAGGAAAAGUGCCAAUUGGAUGCAAAUGGAUGUUUAAAGUAAAGUAUAGAGCAUCAGGUGAAGUGCAAAGAUAUAAGGCCAGGUUGGUUGCAAAAGGAUACAGUCAAAAAAGAGGGUCUGGAUCACGCAAACAUUCUCCCCAGUAG
This is a messenger RNA of Nicotiana attenuata, 1872 nucleotides long. RefSeq lists its product as uncharacterized. The coding region runs from base 1 to 1872 and encodes 623 amino acids. NCBI's taxonomy places the organism in Eukaryota, Viridiplantae, Streptophyta, Magnoliopsida, Solanales, Solanaceae. Gene Ontology annotation, molecular function: nucleic acid binding. The transcript has 4 exons. The record is from RefSeq and is a predicted model, not a curated record.